This is a messenger RNA of Suhomyces tanzawaensis NRRL Y-17324, 324 nucleotides long. RefSeq names its product Pga48p (gene PGA48). NCBI's taxonomy places the organism in Eukaryota, Fungi, Ascomycota, Pichiomycetes, Serinales, Debaryomycetaceae. The transcript has a single exon. The record is from RefSeq and is a predicted model, not a curated record. Bases 1 to 324 code for a protein of 107 amino acids.
AUGCAAUUCUCCAAGGUCGCCAUCCCAGCUGUCUUAGCUGCCCUCGUUUCUGCCGGUAACGUCACUGUCACCACCGAUGUCGUUGUCACUGACUUCGUCACCUACUGCCCAGAACCAACCCACUUGGUUAUCAACAACAAGACCAUCACCGUCACUGAAGCCACCACUUUGACUGUCACCGGUCCAUGCACCAUCCCAACCACCUACGUUACCUCCAAGGAACAACCAACCACCGCUGCCCCAGCUGUCUCCACCGCUAACGGUGCUGGUAAGGUCGCUGUCGGUGCCGUUGCCGGUGUCGCUGCCGUUGCUGCUCUCUUCUAA